GAGAAACACUGUAGAAUGUCUACGAAUGAAAAAUGACUGUUUUCUGGAUUUUAAUUGGGGUCUUCAGCACUAUGAAUACAGUAGAACCUGGUAAACGCUGGGUUUCUGCACAAUCCCUCACCGAGUCACCAGUUUAUCAGCCUGAUAAAGAGCUCAGCGUGGAUAUCGGAGACUCGGCUACUCUGCGCUGUUGCUUUUCUAAAAACAAAGUCGAAACAAUCGACUGGUUUAAACAACCAAAAAGACAAAAACCUCAGAUUAUAGUCACGGUGUAUAAAACGUCUGGAGAAACUUUUUACAACGAAUCACAGAAGUUUAAUUUCAGAAUAGAAAAAUCUUCCACCUGCAUUCAUCUGAUCAUUUUAAACACCAUUCAGUCUGAUGAAGCCAUGUACUACUGUGCACUGAUGGGGAUCAACCCUGUGUUUGCUGAUGGUACUUAUUUGAAAAUUAGUGGAACAUCUGAAUCAGCUCUGUGUGAUACUUCAGCAACACUGCUUGAAAACAGCACUUACACCAACACACAAGAGAUUACAGUGUUCGGUUUGGGAUCGGCUAUGGGUUUGUGCGCACUUCUGAUUUUCUGUCUCACUUAUUUCCUACUGAGGAGAAGAAAAUGUGAUAGAAGGAAAGUUUGUAUAGAAGAUUCCCCACAAACUCGGCAGGAGUCUGAAGCUGAAACACUAAGCUAUGCAGCUCUGAAGUUCUCAAAGAGAAAAGCCGAAGUUGAAAAAAAAAAAGCCGACUCAGCACAACAGUGUGUGUACUCCGAAGUGAAGACAACUGUAAGGGGUAACAUAAAUAAUUUGUAAUGCACAAUACAAUUACACUGUAAAUAGUGAAAAUAUUUCACCAACUGAACAUAUUUUGACAAUGUGCUCAUUUUUGGUACAAUAAAAGUGGAAUGACGCAAACAGACAAUUAUAUUGUUUUCGUUUAAAUAAAUCUGAAUAAUAAGAAGUUUUGCUGGUA
Molecule: messenger RNA, 972 nt
Organism: Silurus meridionalis
Lineage: Eukaryota; Metazoa; Chordata; Actinopteri; Siluriformes; Siluridae
Exons: 6
Coding region: 33-812 (259 amino acids)
Biological process (GO): response to bacterium
Source: RefSeq, a predicted model, not a curated record